UUGUGUGUGGCGCCAUCUGUCCACUCAUGACUCCAAUUACAUCAUGAACAGGUUACAUGUUACAGGCGGCGACACAGGUAUCACAAUGUCCCAGACUCAGGACUUUGAGAAUAGAAGAGACGAACAGCAACACACCUACAGCGAUGCUCAAGAUCUGAAUCAUGUUUCCAACUAUGGGAUAUUGUGUCUGAACGGUGUUCGGGUUAAAUGCAACGGUAACAAGACAGUCUCACCAAAGGGAAACAAAGCAAAGUAUUCUGUAAACGGAUAUGUAAAUCAUGGCUACCGGAGGACUCAUGACAAAGUGGUGGACCAAAGGGAACACGAUCAAGGUCAGGCAGGUUGUGCUGUUGAAACUGUGUGUGCUGAUAAAGUUAGAGUCUUGAAAAACGGGCUAAGAAGUCUGCAGAACGCUGCUGGACGGCAUGUGGAGGGCAAAAAACUAAGAAGACGUAGAAAACCCAGAAAUAAAAAAAGUAACCUGAACAACUUGCCGCCACUAGAGGAAGAAGACUGGGAAAAGGAUGUCAGUGAAGUCCCAAACAGGGGAGAGCAUUCUGAAGCCCAGCCUUACGGUCCUGAAGAUAUUGCCCAACAGGUGUUGGAGAGUUUGAGGAUUCAUCAUACAGACAGCGCUGACCUGCCGAUGUCUACCUCCAAUUACGUCCCGUCCGCGUGCCACCCGCGCCCAGUGCCCCGGCUCCGCUCUUGGUCGUCCACUGAGGCGGAUCAGUUUGCAUAUGCCGACUAGCAAGCACUUGCUCUGUAGGUGAACACCACAGAUCUCAAGUGAAUAUAGUUUCCUGUUUUUACGUUCACUAUCAAGGCAGCGUCUUGUUUAGUCAGUGGAAGUCAUUUAAAUCAUCAUUUUAAAGUUAAACGGUGCCUGUCCACCAUUCAUUUUAAUUUAGUUUUAAUAAUUGUAGUUAUAGAAUAACUUCGUCUGUGUGAUCAUGUGACGGGGAGAAGCUGAUGUAAA
Molecule: messenger RNA, 979 nt
Organism: Synchiropus splendidus (mandarinfish)
Lineage: Eukaryota; Metazoa; Chordata; Actinopteri; Syngnathiformes; Callionymidae
Exons: 4
Coding region: 44-751 (235 amino acids)
Source: RefSeq, a predicted model, not a curated record